Symbiodinium necroappetens is the source of this 1794-nucleotide messenger RNA. The record is from the annotation of a GenBank genome assembly. NCBI's taxonomy places the organism in Eukaryota, Dinophyceae, Suessiales, Symbiodiniaceae.
AUGGCGGGUCGGACAAAAUUAUUAUACGCAUGCGCCAAAGCGGUGCAUGAGCCGCCAAACCGUCCUCCAGGCGAUGAUACAUCCACUUCAGUGCCUGCAUCAGCGGAGGGCUCUCCUGAACCGGUUACAUCAACGGAGGCAACGGCGGCUUCUGUUUCAUCGGUGGCAGCCGACACUCCUGCUGAUGCUGCGGCUCCCGUUGCAUCUUCUGCAGCGAAGGACCCUCAACCUGGCGGGGCUGGUGCAUCGACUUCCACGAACGCCGACAAGCCUGGUGAUGCUCCGGCUCCUGUUGCAUCCUCCCCGGCGGAGGACCCUCGGUCUGGUGGGGCCGGCACUUCCACUACGACUACAGACCCACUGCAUCCAGCAGGAGCUUCUGGUGGUGCUGACACUGCAUCGGCCCAGACGGGCCCGACAGCUCAAGAGGGUGCAUCUACAGCUCCUUCUCGCUUUGAUCAUGUCGCUCCGCCUACAUUCCUGGAUGCAUCGGAGAUCCCGCGGAAAGCUAAGGCCUGCUGCGGUUAUAGCAGCGAACUGGUUCGGGACUCCCACUUCGAGGUCAGGCUGGUGCGGCACGUGAUUGCCUACAUCAGCCCCGGUCUCGGCCUCUGCCUGUGGUUGACCAUCUUCAUCGCCGCGGCUUUCAUUCAGGUUCCCCUCUGCUUCAUGAACGACGACACGAGCGACGAAGACACUCGCCACGCAGAGCUUUCGGCGUGCCGCUGGCCGAUUCCAUCUUUAUCAGAUGAGGCCUCGCCGCCCUCCGCAUCCAGGCUCGCCGCUGACGCGCCUGCUGCAUUAGACCAGCCGGGUCGCAUCAUUGAAAUCGGGGUACGUGUACAUGAUCAGUCCUUGUGCUUCUUCGACAUUACAUCAGGGCGGUCCCUCCAGGAACUCCUGGAGGCGGUCUGGCUUACUUGCACCACCCUGCUUCUGAUGCCCUGGUACAGGUACAUCAUCGAGAUUCCCGAGGUCCCGCAGGCUCACAUUCGUUCAUGCUCCUCGCUCUACGAGGCAGGGAUGGGCCUGUGGUCCUCAGUGCAUUUCUUCGUCGGGGACCCCUACAUCGUUAUGGCCUCUUCGAACGAUCCUCCGCGGGGCCGAUACUGUUGGCUCGCAUUCAUUGCUGUGGCUCCAGUUGAUCGCUAUUUGGGUGCGGUCCUCAUCGGCAUCCUUUUCAGCAGGCCACAGUAUCGAUGCUUCCUCGCAAUCGGUGGGGCAAUGAUGCACCCCAUUGUGCAUUUGGACAGCCCGACCCUGCAGGCUCUUUGCUGCACGAGCUCGUCCUUCCUCGCAGAAAACGCUUCGCGUGGCAGCGCCCUUCUUCGCCUGCAUCUGAGGCCGUACAUUGGGGCACCUGGCACCGUGCAUCAAGCCUACUCUCUUGCUUUGCAAUUGCAGGUCACAGAGUGGGUGCGGUUGGCCCGCCUGGCAGCCCCGCAUAGCUCUGCAUUGCCUGAGGUUUUGAAAUCCGGCAAGGCAGAUGUGCAUCUAGCUAAGAUGGUGGCUUCCUAUGCUCCAUCAACGCUGGCGGCCUACUUGUCGAAAUGGCGACAUUGGAUCAGGUUUGCAUCGGCCUGCGAUGCCAACCCUUAUGAUCCUUCCAUUGCUCUUCUCCUGGAUUUUUUGGCAACUAAUUCCAGGGGCAAGUUGCAAACUGCGACCACAUGGAUCAAAUCUUUGAGGUUCAUCUCCAGGAAGGCGCAACUGGACUCACUGCGUUCGGCCUUGCAUUCAGAUCUCGUUUCCGCCUACGGCAGAUCUGGCUCCAUCGUGGAGCGACGUGAGAGU